AUGAGUUCAACCCCUGAUAUGGCAUUUGCACCAAAUGUUCAAGAAAUUGUGAGGAGUGACCCUUCGCAGAUCCCUGAAAAUUUCCUCAUAAGUAGGAAUGAAGAAGAAGGCAAGUCAAAUAAUACUGCAGAUGCAUGUCAUCUUUCUUCUGAGAUUCCUAUUGUUGAUCUUUCUCUGCUCUCAAGAGGACACAAGGAGGAGCUUAACAAACUAGACCAAGCUUGCAAAGAAUGGGGAUUCUUUCAGGUGGUAAAUCAUGGAGUGGCAACCGACGUGUUGCAGGAAAUGAAGGAUUCUACGGCCAAGUUCUUUGAACUUCCGUUAGAAGAAAAGAACAAAAUUCGUAUGCCGUCGGAUGAGUUUCAAGGCUACGGCCAAGCCUAUGCAGCUUCCCAAGGGCAGACACUGGACUGGUCUGACGCACUGUUUCUCGGUGUUUAUCCAUCCCACUUUAGAAAGCUCAAGUUUUGGCCAACCUCACCAGAGGGAUUCAAGGAUGCUAUUGAGGCAUAUUCAAGUGGAGUAAAAAGAGUUGGAGAUGAGCUCCUAAGGUCUCUAUCUUUAACUUUGGGGAUGGAGAAGGAUACUCUUCUUAAACUACAUCAAGAAGUGGUCCAAGUUUUGCGCGUGAACUACUAUCCUACAUGCCAUAUGCCUGAUAAAUCAUAA
Prunus armeniaca (apricot) is the source of this 669-nucleotide messenger RNA. NCBI's taxonomy places the organism in Eukaryota, Viridiplantae, Streptophyta, Magnoliopsida, Rosales, Rosaceae. The record is from the annotation of a GenBank genome assembly.